AACGCAUCGAGGGGGCGCUAGGACCCCGCUUCUGGCAAAGGUGCCUGGGUGCCCACCCAUGGCUGGCAGGCAGAGGCUGAGCAGACUGCGGCAGCUCCGGGUCGCUGUAAAUACCCGAAGCCAGGGAAAGGCGGGCGGACAGGCAGAAGGACGAGACUUGGGGAGGUAGGAAGUCUCUCCAAGACGCAGCCGCGCCCUCCGAUGCCCGCGCCGGAGCUGCUGCCUUCCAAUGGAUACCUGCUGAAGUUCCUCUUGGCUUGGGAGCCCUAAUCAGGCUCAGUCACCAUCAGCGUCAAGGAAAACAACCCGACCGGGCGACCCACCCAUGGAGAACCAGUCUUGGGACUUCUUUGGCGCUCCGCUGGGCAAUGCCAGCGCCAACCAGACUCUUCUGGACAAGAUGCCCCAUCUGCCCCUGGAAGUGCAAGUGGUGACCAUCUUGCUGGUGCUGCUGAUUUGCGGGGUGGGCAUCGCCGGCAACGUCAUGGUGGUGCUGGUGGUCCUUCGCACCAAGCACAUGGUGACCCCCACCAACUGCUACCUGGUGAGCUUGGCCGUGGCCGACCUGAUUGUGCUGCUGGCCGCGGGGCUGCCCAACAUCUCGGAGGUGGUGGCUUCCUGGGUGUACGGCUACGCCGGCUGCCUGUGCAUCACCUACCUGCAGUAUCUCGGCAUCAACAUCUCGGCCUGCUCCAUCACGGCCUUCACGGUGGAGCGCUACAUCGCCAUUUGCCACUCCAUCAAGGCGCAGCUGCUCUGCACCGUGGCCCGGGCCAAGCGCAUCAUCGCCUGCGUGUGGCUGUUCACCUCCCUCUACUGCCUCAUGUGGUUCUUCCUGGUGGACACGUCGCAAGUCCUGUUCUCCGACGGCACGCAAGUCAAGUGCGGCUACCGGGUCUCCAGGAACCUCUACAUGCCCAUCUACUUCUUGGAUUUCACCGUCUUCUACAUCAUCCCGCUGGGCUUGGCCACCGUCCUCUACGGCCUCAUUGCCCGCAUCCUCUUCACGAACCCGCUGCCUGCCACCCCGCAGCACGAUGGCCGGCCGAGCAAACAUGGCGGCUCUAUCAGCACCUCCAGCUCCAUGAAACUCUCCUGCCGGGGGAACAAGGGUGCUCUCAGCUCCAGGAAACAGGUGACAAAGAUGCUAGCUGUGGUGGUGAUCCUCUUUGCCCUCCUGUGGAUGCCGUACCGCACCCUGGUGGUGGUCAACUCCUUCAUGGACCCUCCUUACCUGAACAUCUGGUUCGUCCUCUUCUGUAGGCUCUGCAUCUACCUGAACAGCGCCAUCAACCCCAUCAUUUACAAUGUGAUGUCUCAAAAGUUCAGAGCUGCCUUCAAAAAGCUAUGCAAAUGUGGGGGGAAGAGGACAGAGAUCGCCACUCAGUACAAUGCUCCUGUCUUCUACAGCACCAUGAAAGACUAUUCCCAUGACAGUUCUGAGCACAACAUCACAGAACAAGAAGAUCUCAAUGGCUACCCAUCAUCAGCAAGGAGGAGUAAACCUUCCAAAUAAAUGCAUCACACAAUACCAGCUUUGGUAAUGGCAACCGCCUACUCAAGUAGUUCCAAGAAUGUGUGAACAGCAUGCCACAGGCCUGAUGUUUCCCUCUUGCCAUUUGUACGUAAUAUUUAUACAAGGCCAACCAGUUUGUUUUGCGCUAUAAUGUUAACUUCAGGUCAACCUUGGUCAGCAUUUUGGAUCAUUAGGCGUUCUGUAAAGAUUG
Molecule: messenger RNA, 1727 nt
Organism: Lacerta agilis (Sand lizard)
Lineage: Eukaryota; Metazoa; Chordata; Lepidosauria; Squamata; Lacertidae
Product: thyrotropin-releasing hormone receptor-like
Exons: 3
Coding region: 326-1516 (396 amino acids)
Biological process (GO): phospholipase C-activating G protein-coupled receptor signaling pathway
Cellular component (GO): membrane
Molecular function (GO): thyrotropin-releasing hormone receptor activity
Source: RefSeq, a predicted model, not a curated record